GUUUCUAAGUUUCUUUGCAGCCAUGGAGUCCAAACAAAAACCAAGGUUCUUGCUUUCCUUGUUGUUCAUAAGCAUAUGCCUCAAGUCCAAUCUCUGUUCUGGAGCUGACACCAUCACAGCAAACCAGUCUCUCUCUGGUGACCACACCAUUGUUUCAGCUGGUGGGAAAUUUGAGCUGGGUUUCUUCAAGCCAGGUAAUUCUUCAAACUAUUACAUAGGCAUGUGGUACUACAAGACACUAGUGUCUCUUCAAACCAUAGUCUGGGUGGCCAAUAGGGAGCAGCCAGUCUCUGAUAGGUUUUCUUCAGAAUUGAGAAUCUCAGAUGGCAAUUUGGUACUGUUUAAUGAGUCCAAAUUACCAAUUUGGUCCACAGAGGUCAGAUCAAGUUCAGGUUCUUCUGUACAUGUAGUUCUUUUAGAUAAUGGGAACCUUGUGUUAAGAGCUGGUUCUGAAUCAUCUUUGCCUUUAUGGCAAAGUUUUGAUCAUCCAGCUCAUACUUGGCUUCCCGAAGCUAGAAUUGGGUUCAAUAAAGUUACAAACAUAACCCAAGUCCUGACUUCAUGGAAGAAUGUUGAGGAUCCUGCACCGGGUCUUUACUCUCUUGAGCUCGACCCAAAUGGAACCGAUGCAUAUUUCAUACUGUGGAAUAGGUCUAGGCAGUAUUAUACUACUGGAGCUUGGGAUUCAAAGAAUAAAAUUUUCAGCUUGGUGCCUGAGAUGAGGCGUAAUUAUAUCUACAACUUCAACUAUUCUAAAAACAAAAAUGAGAGCUACUUCACCUAUUCUGUUUAUGAUCAGACCGUAUCUCGAUUCAUAAUGGAUGUAUCGGGUCAGAUUAAGCAACUGUCCUGGUUGCCAUCUCAGCAAUGGAACUUUUUUUGGUCUCAACCGAGACAACAAUGUCAAGUUUAUGCCUAUUGUGGGGCAUUUGGAAGUUGCAAUGUGAACUCUUUGCCAUUCUGUACAUGUGUGAAGGGUUUUGAGCCGAAAACGGAGGUGGAUUGGAAUUUGACGGAUAAUUCUGGUGGCUGCAAAAGACUGACUAUGCUGAAUGUCGCUAACAGUACUACUAGUAGUAAUGGAAAGGAAGACCGGUUUUCAGAAAUGCCUAGCAUGAGUUUGCCUGACAAUGCAGUGUCUACAGAUGCUGGGAGUACCGCGCAAUGUGAAAUCAUCUGCUUAAGUAACCCCUCUUGCACUGCUUAUGCUUAUGACAGCAGUGAAUGUUCAAUUUGGAUUGGAGAUCUCUUGAAUCUGCAACAACUCACAGGUGACGGUAAUGGAAAAACUUUGUACCUCAGACUAGCAGCUUCGGAGUUUAAGGAUCCGAAAAGUAAAAGGGGCUUGAUUAUCGGUGUUGUAGUAUGUUCAGCUGUUGGGAUAGCAGUCCUAUUGGGCGUUGUAGUGGUUGUUGUGUUGAGAAAUAGAUACAGAGUGAUUGGAAAAACAGUGGAGGGUUCAUUGGUGGCAUUUGAGUAUAGAGAUCUCCAAGAAGUAACAAAGAACUUCUCAGAGAAAUUGGGGGGAGGAGGUUUUGGUUCUGUCUUCAAGGGCACAAUGCCUGAUUCAUCAGUCAUAGCGGUGAAGAAGCUCGAAAGUGUUAGCCAAGGAGAGAAACAAUUCAGAACAGAAGUCAGCACAAUUGGGACAAUCCAACAUGUCAAUCUUGUUCGCCUUCGUGGCUUCUGCUCUGAAGGUGCCAAGAGGUUGUUGGUCUAUGAUUACAUGCCUAAUGGAUCCCUGGAUGCUCAUCUUUUCAGUUGUCCGAGCGAUGUUUUGAAUUGGAAAACAAGAUAUCAAAUUGCUCUAGGGACAGCAAGAGGGUUGGCUUAUCUUCAUGAGAAAUGUAGAGACUGUAUCAUACAUUGUGACAUAAAGCCAGAAAACAUUCUCCUCGAUGCUGAACUUUGUCCCAAAGUCGCAGAUUUUGGCCUAGCAAAGCUUGUUGGAAGAGAGUUCAGCCGAGUCCUUACCACAAUGAGAGGCACUCGAGGCUAUCUUGCACCGGAGUGGAUCUCAGGAAUAGCAGUCACAGCAAAAGCUGAUGUUUACAGCUAUGGAAUGAUGCUCUUCGAAAUUGUUUCAGGAAGAAGAAACUCUGAUCCAUCUGAAGACGGCAAAGUUAAAUUCUUCCCAACUUGGGCUGCCGGUGUGAUUACUAGUACUGAAGAAAGCGAUGUGCUGAGCCUCUUGGACCCAAAACUAGGGAGAAUUGGUGAUGUGGAAGAGGUCAUAAGGGUUCUUAGAGUUGCUUUCUGGUGUGUCCAAGAUGAAGAGAUUCACAGACCAUCAAUGGGUCAAGUGGUGCAGAUUCUGGAGGGGGUUUUGGAUGUGAACUUGCCCUCAGUUCCAAGAUCACUCCAAGUCUUUGGAGAUAGCCAGCACAUAGUUUUCUUCACCGAAUCAUCUUCAAGCCAAAGCUCACAUACACCAAGCAAUAACACAUCAUCAACUUCAUCUCAGGCCAAAAGCACUACAUCUUCAACUACCUCCAAGAUAUCUGAAUAGCAUCAAACAAGCACCUAACAGGCUUUUCUUUAGGUCACUUGGUUUGAUCCUCAAGUAAUUGUAAUAUAUCUGUGAUUGUAUCAUUGUGUAGUUAUUGUAUGGUAUUGUAAUAUAUAUUUAUUAUUGCUUAGCUCUAAAUAAAACUCACCCAUAUAGUUGUG
This is a messenger RNA of Argentina anserina (silverweed cinquefoil), 2670 nucleotides long. RefSeq names its product G-type lectin S-receptor-like serine/threonine-protein kinase At2g19130. Gene Ontology annotation, molecular function: ATP binding; protein serine/threonine kinase activity. The record is from RefSeq and is a predicted model, not a curated record. Bases 23 to 2509 code for a protein of 828 amino acids. The transcript has a single exon. Gene Ontology annotation, biological process: protein phosphorylation; recognition of pollen. Lineage: Eukaryota; Viridiplantae; Streptophyta; Magnoliopsida; Rosales; Rosaceae.